Pistacia vera is the source of this 702-nucleotide messenger RNA. RefSeq lists its product as uncharacterized. Bases 1 to 702 code for a protein of 233 amino acids. The record is from RefSeq and is a predicted model, not a curated record. Lineage: Eukaryota; Viridiplantae; Streptophyta; Magnoliopsida; Sapindales; Anacardiaceae. The transcript has a single exon.
AUGGCCAACCCUGGAGAUUCAUCUCAUGAAAAAAGCGUUCCCGAAAAAGGUCGAGAUGCUAGCGAAAAUGAAUCACCAGGACGAGAAAGGAGGGAUAUCACUCCUACGCCUCAAGUUCCUGGUGAAGAAGAAGGUGCAAAGGAGGUUCCUGGUGAGAGGGAAAGAACCGUUGCUCCUGCAGCUGAAGGCCCUGUAGAGAAGAAAAGAGGGAGAAAGGAUGAUGCAGGUGCUUCUUGCAGCAGUGGUGUGGAGAAGAAGAGGAAGAAAGGAGAAUUGCUUGAAAUUCCAAACAGAUCUCCUUCUUGUUAUCUCUGUGGGAGGAAAUUUCAGUCCUGGAAGGCUGUGUUUGGACAUAUGCGUGCGCAUAAAAUCGGAGAGGAACGUGUAAGGGGUGCAUUUCCUCCGCCAGUCUUUACUCCUCCAGGUUCUCCUCAAAGGGUGGUAAGCGGUCUCCAAGAGCAACUGGCUCCAACUCUCCUGAACAUUGCGCAAGAGGUUUUGCAAGGACCUCGUGGACAGUCUUCUUCCGUCUCCAGAGGGCUAAACAUUGAUUUAAACCAGCAGCCGCCCCACCAUGAAAGUCCUUCGACUUCUACACCAUCUUCUCCUAAGAAAGAUGGUGGUAGAAAACUGGACCUAAACAAGCCGCCCGCUCCGGAGGGUGGCGAUGGUGAUGGUGAUGGUGGUGCUGGUUCUGCAUGA